Molecule: messenger RNA, 1149 nt
Organism: Auxenochlorella protothecoides
Lineage: Eukaryota; Viridiplantae; Chlorophyta; Trebouxiophyceae; Chlorellales; Chlorellaceae
Product: RNA/RNP complex-1-interacting phosphatase
Exons: 3
Coding region: 1-1149 (382 amino acids)
Biological process (GO): dephosphorylation; 7-methylguanosine mRNA capping
Molecular function (GO): phosphatase activity; mRNA guanylyltransferase activity
Source: RefSeq, a predicted model, not a curated record
AUGAACGCCCCCCCCCUCCUGUCCAGAACCUUCAAGCAUUUGGUGUCCAGGAUCCGGCGUCUGGGUUUCAAUCCCCCUCCUGAGGCGGACCCCGACUCCGAGCAGCGGUACUCGGCCGACGAGGAGGGGAGUGGGCGGGAGGACACCCCCACUGUCCUCACCAAGCUCCAGAAAUGGGGUGAAUACAGGGCCGUGGGCGAGCCGGUGGGGCCCACCCGCUUCCUGCCCAUGAAGACGCCGAUGUCGGAGGAGAUCAUGGACAGCUGGUCCCUGCCCCAGCCCUGCGCCCACCCGCUGACCGUGGCGCGGCUGGUGGAGGGCCAGGCGGCGCGAGGCCGACGCGUGGGCGCCAUCAUCGACCUGGCCAACCACGAGUGUCUGUACGGCGCCGACCUGCCGCCCGGCCUGCGCCACAUCGAGGUCCAGCUGGUGGCCAAGGUCAUCCCCCCCCGCGCGGCGGUGGACGCCGUCGCGGCCGCGGCGGCCGCCUUCUGGGCCGAGCGCCCCGACGACUACGUCGCCAUCCACUGCGCCUACGGGUUCAACCGCACCGGCUUCGUGCUCUGCUCCUACCUGUGCCAGGUGCACGACAUGGGCGUGGAGGACGCGCUGGCGGCCUUCGCGGCCGCGCGGCCCCCCGGCGUGAAGCACCCCGCCUUUGUCGCGGAGCUGCACCGCCGCUACGACCCGGCCGCGGCACGGCGCUCGGCCCCCGCCAGCGACGCCUCGGGCGAGGAGGAGCGCGGCGACGAGGAGGGGGAGGCCGCGCAGGCCGGCAGCGCGCUGCCCCCGCUGGACCCCGCCAGCGCGCGGAGGAGGGAGGAGCGGCGGCGCCGCGCGGCGCGCAUCUCCCCGGGCGUCGGGCGCGUGGCGCGGGCGGCGGCCGCGGCGGGCCAGCCGUCCAGCCCCACCCUCACCACCUCGGCCUCCAUGGAGAGCGAAGCGCACAGCCUGGGGUUUGGAUCGCGGGAGGCCCUGCGCCACCUCAGGCACGACAUCGGUGUCGAGGAGGUUCAGGAGUCGGCUCACGCCCGACUAACGGGGCUGUUCGACCCCGAACCCGCCUGCGGCCUGUCCUCCCACGCUUUGGAUUCGAGAGAUUUGGGCAAUUGCGCCAUCGAUGGCACGGUGGAGAGGGCACUGUCGUAG